Molecule: messenger RNA, 2491 nt
Organism: Xenopus laevis (African clawed frog)
Lineage: Eukaryota; Metazoa; Chordata; Amphibia; Anura; Pipidae
Product: 3-galactosyl-N-acetylglucosaminide 4-alpha-L-fucosyltransferase FUT3
Exons: 2
Coding region: 104-1195 (363 amino acids)
Source: RefSeq, a predicted model, not a curated record
CCUAUUUGGACUAGUCUAUCCUGUUAUGUAACUACUAAUAAAACCAAGGCACCAAAGUGUAAUAUCACAGAUCUUCUACCUCUCCAGUGAAGUAAGUAUAAACAUGGUGUUGAGACAAUUCAUACAGAAACAUGUAAAAUGGAUCCUUCCCAUUUUCCUAUUUAUUUUCCUUUUGUUCUUUGCCUGGAGAAGAUCAGUCAUAAUGCCAGUUUUUUUACACUGCCAGGAGACAGAAAUCAUCAAGAAUAAAAGUCUGGACGUAAGAAAACCUACAGACAAAAAGGAGGCAGAAUUAGUUAUUCUAGUUUGGGUUUAUCCAUUUGGAGAUAAGUUUCCCCUCGAUAUAUGUGAAACAGCUUAUGGCAUAACUGGCUGCAAGCUAACAGCAGAUAGGCAGCUCUAUAACGUUGCUGAUGGCGUCGUCAUACAUCAUUAUGAUAUUAUGUAUAACAAAAACUCAUUGCCUCAAACACCAAGGCCUCAUUACCAGCGAUGGGUGUGGUUUAAUCUUGAACCUCCAUUAAUUAUACAGAACUUGCAUUUCCUGGAUAAUCUAUUCAACUUGACUAUGACAUUCCGGCAAGAUUCUGAUGUCUACAUACCAUACGGCCGUAUUGAAGCAGUGAAGGAACCACAGAAUAUUACUAUUCCACCCAAGUCUAAGUUGGUGGCCUGGGUAGUCAGUAAGUGGUAUCCAGGUACCCCACGCAUUAAGUAUUAUGAAGAACUUAAAAAGUACAUUUCAGUUGAUAUCUAUGGGAAGGAACACCUGAAGCUGAGCAGAACAGAUUUCUAUAAUACUAUAUCCCGUUACAAGUUUUACCUGGCUUUUGAGAACUCCAUAUAUAAGGACUAUAUCACAGAGAAAAUAUGGUCGAAUGCAUUCGGAACCUGGAGUGUGCCGGUUGUUUUAGGGACCUCUCGUAAGAACUAUGAAAGAUUCAUUCCUGGGGAUGCUUUUAUUCAUGUGGACGAUUUCCCAAGUGCUAAGGAACUUGCUGAUUUUCUCCUGGAGCUGGACAAGGAUGAUGAAAGAUACAGGAAGUAUUUUAAUUGGAGACAUCGCCAUAAAGUAACAUUAAACGGUGGAUGGGCCAGUUCAUACUGCAAAGCCUGCAGAGUACUAAAACAGCAAACUGAAUAUCAAGUCAUUCCCAGUGUGGAAAAGUGGUUUCUGGGAAAUUCCUCUUUCUAGGUAUUCUAUGGAUAAUCUUACAGCACUAUUAUGUGACUUCUUUUCACAGAAAUACCUCUCCCUGUAACCUUCUCAGUGCUUUGGCCUGAAUUUAAGAACAACCUUGCACUUUUGAUAAUGAUGAGUAGCCCCAGAACAGUGACAAAUGUCAUCUGAAAGUGAGCCCUUUGUUUCAAAAAGUAAAGUUCUUGCUCAGCCUAAAAUCUCAUCCCUACUUGACCACCAGGCUGACUUCCCCAGCUUCUACUCCUAGUGCUUGGUGAAUAAAACAAAACCAUUUCAGAAGGUGCUAUUCUGCUAGUAAAAGAACCACUGUUCUGAUUGUAAUAAAAUGACAUUCAGCAAAAUGUAACAUAAGCAAAUAAAUACAUGGACUUAAUAUUUUUUUCUCUGCAUGGGGAUGGUUGGAUCAAACAAUAACCAGAGGUGUAUUUACUAUAUAGGCACUCGAGGACCUUUGCCUAGUGCAGCAGUUUUAAGGGGGUUGCCCUCGGAUGCCUACAUGUUAAAAAAACAAUUCUGAAAUAUAAAAUCCAUUUGCCCAUCUGUUGAAUGCUUUCCUAUGAAAUUUGGCAGCAGAGGUUGGGGUCCCUGGAGCAGUUCACUAUGGAAGUGAUGUCAUACAAGUUGCAUCAUUACGUCACAUCCGAUUACAUCUCACACGUGUGCAGAAAUGGCACGUACAGGUCUGGUGCAUACGGCAGCUUCAGACCUAAUUAAGCUAUUGACUAUAACAAAGAAAACUACAACAAGUCAGCUAGACCAGUAAUAAACACAUAUUCUUGCGUAAGAUUUUUGGUAUAGACAACCUUUUAUACACUAAGCAGGAAUGAGUUAUUUAUAUUUAUACAUGCCCAUUCUGGAACCAUUCUGGAAAUACUCUAAUCCUAGAGAAUACAAUUUGUCAAUAACAAAUACACCCAAGGACACUCCCAGUGUUAAACAAUCAUUUGAUUUUGCAGUUAAAUUAAUUGCUGAUUAAGGAUAAGGACAGGUUUGCUGGGUGGAGCAGUGAUAAUAAUUAGGUGGAGCUGGGAGUAUGCUGAGUCUGACUGAGAAUCCAGCAAUCAGAGAGCAAAUUGUAAAGAGCUAGUCUAGAACAAUGCAGGCUGCAAUAUUUUAAGGCACUUUGCUAUUAGUGUUAUUUUUGUUUUGUUUUUUUUGGUCUGGAGUCCUCUGGCUUGGAACUGAACUACUUUCUGGUUGCUUGCAAAAUGAAUUAUUUACCUUCCAAACACUUUUUUCUGUUCCGUUGUUUACAGUUGAUCUCCAGAAAUAAAGACUUUUUAUUGAUUA